AAUAUUUUUGUUCAGUUCGGCGUAGUUGCGAGACAUGUUAUCCACCACUGUCGGGAAUAUUUCUUCGUAGUCUUAACAUCUAUGCAGUGCCUUUUCCCUAAAACCCUAAACCCCCAAUUUUUUCUCCGUUCCUUUAACAAUACUCGCUCAAAGGCCUUCACUGUCCGAAGCAUGAGUUCCGGGUCACGAAUGUUCCAGCUCAAAGUCGACCCACUUACCGGAAACUCCGAAUGGGUCGUCAUUGAAGAAGAUGAAGCUUCAGGAGAUGCUACAAAGCAGCUUCUUGCCAAUACUUCUUACCUGGACAUGCUUAAUGAUACUCGAAGAAAUAAAGCUUAUAGGGAAGCCAUUGACAAGACCAUAACCAAGCCUUGCCAUGUUCUCGAUAUUGGAGCGGGAACUGGUUUACUAUCUAUGAUGGCAGCCAGAGCAAUGGAUCUUGGAGAUUCGGUGGAGAGCUCAGGCUCUAAGGGGAUGGUUACCGCUUGUGAGUCAUAUCUUCCUAUGGUAAAAUUGAUGCGGAAGGUUUUGCAUGCCAAUGGUAUGCAAAGAAAAAUCCGCAUCAUUAACAAGAGGUCAGAUGAACUAGAAGUUGGUGUGGACAUGCCUUCACGGGCAGAUGUGCUUGUUAGCGAAAUACUUGACUCUGAGCUUUUGGGAGAAGGGUUAAUUCCAACUCUGCAGCAUGCUCAUGACCAGCUACUGGUAGACAAUCCAAAAACAGUGCCUUACCGUGCAACGGUUUAUGGUCAGGUGUUUGACCAUGGCUUCAUAUUUAAGUAUUCUUUUGCAGAUUCCCACUGGGUUCCUUUUGGUUAUAAAGCAGUUAUUUUUCCCCAACUUACCUUCCAGCUGGUAGAAAGCACAGAUUUGUGGAAGCUGCAUGAUUUGUAUAACACUGAGAAAGAAGUACUAGAUGAAAUUUGUCUUGUUCCAGAAGGAAUGGAUUCAGCUUUAUGUGUCAAACGGCAACAAUUUUCCAUGCAUUGUGAUGCAUUGGAAGAAGACAUCAAGCUGCUCUCAGAACCCUUUAAAGUAUUUGAUUUUGACUUCUGGAGAAGGCCGGAUAGUCAUCGUGUAACAAAGCUGAGUGUACAAGCUACUGAUACUGGCGCUGUUCAUGCUGUAAUCUCAUGGUGGUUGCUCCAGCUUGAUGAGAAAGGCACUAUCUUCUACUCCACUGCACCCAAAUGGAUAAGUUGCCCAUCUAGCGUGGAAGGAUUUAAUUCAUCUAUCAGCUGGAGUCAGAAUUGGUGUGACCACUGGAAACAGUGUGUUUGGUUCAUACCAAAGAAAGGUUUGUCUUUAUUGAAGGAUGAAGAAGUUAGUUUGCUGGCGGUUCACACUGAUACUAGCAUCUCAUAUGAAAUGAAGACUUUGUCCCAGAACUUGGAACUUGAACAAAGUGAGGUCAGUGCUCAGAAGUACCAAAUCACUUUGCUGCCAGAAAAAAUUGCAUUAUAUAGUGAUGUCAAUUGGAGAUGCUCAAUGCUGAAAGCUAUAAAAAAUGCAAUGAAGCAGAAAACUCCCUCCUUGUGUGUUGUUGUGGAUGAUAGCAUAUUUCUUGCGGUUGCUCUUGCCCAUCUCGCAAAAGGGUCUCAUGUGCUAUCAUUGUUUCCAGGAUUGCAAGAGAAAGGUGCGCUAUAUUUGCAAGCUGUUGCAACUGCAAAUGGUUAUUCAAAGGAUCAUGUAGAAGUUCAGAAGAUGAGUGAACUGUUGACCUCUCAAAGUAGUCAGGAGAAGCAGAUUGACUUGUUAGUUGGGGAACCUUUUUAUUAUGGUAACAACAGUGUGCUUCCAUGGCAAAAUCUACGGUUCUGGAAGGACCGAAGUUUAUUGGAUUCAAUCCUAUCAGAAGGUGCAGUGAUUAUGCCUUGCAAAGGAUUGUUAAAGGCUUGUGCGAUGUCUCUUCCUGACCUUUGGCAAAGUCAUCAGUGCCUGCAACAUGUUGAAGGCUUUGAUCAUUCAGUUGUCAAUUCCACGUUAGGGGCAUGUGGAGGUUUACCUCCCGGACAAGAAAAUCCUACUUUACCUUUUUCAGUCUGGCAAUGUGGGGAGAGCAAGAAAAUGAGCGACAUAGUUACUAUCAUGGAAUUCAAUUUCCUGAAAACAAUAAGCCCAUGUUCUGGAAAAGCUAAGGUAGAAUUUAUUUCACAUGGAAAAUGUCAUGGAUUUGUUCUUUGGAUCGACUGGGUGAUGGAUGCAGAAGAAUCCAUUGUCUUGUCUACAGGACCAGAACAAAGAUACUGGAAGCAAGGGGUAAAGCUUAUGAAGGAGCCCGUGGCUGUGGGGAGCCAUAGAUCUGCCACCACUGAUUGUCACUCAGCAGAUAUUGAAACGUCUUUCGAUCCAUCAACUGGUGACCUCAUUGUAGAAUAUGCUUUCUUGUAACCAAGCGCAUUAGUUGCCUUGCGCAAUCAGACUUGAAGCUAGUUUAAUCUUCUCAAUGCCAUCCAAGUCCAGAGCUGUAAGUCACCGUACUCCUCACUCUUAAUUGGCAUAAAUAUAUCGGCAAUGAAGAAGGUCUAGCUCAAAUUCCAAGGCCACAGUUUCAAGGAUGUUAAUCAGCACUACUUGCUGCGUAAUACUGCAGUCUACAACUCCUUGAUGGCGAGUUACAGUAAGAUUAUAUCAUCCAGAUGUGACCUUGUGCAGAAGUUUUGCAUCUAGUUAUGUAUUUUAGAUUGGAUAGAGUCAUCAUUCCAUGUGUUUGUACUUGUCGCCAUUUUACAAGUCAUCUUCAUCUCGCUACUUGUAGUAUGUUAAAGAACCACCAGAAGGUAAACAUGAAGUAGAAGCUACUUAAUUAGGGCUGUGUAUCGGCUGGUUCGGUUUGGUUUUGAAGUUUAUCGGGUUGACUUAUUGAUUAUCGGUUCGGCUUAUCAAUUUCGAUUCGCUUUUGAAUAGCCCUAUACUUAAUAUUAAUAAUUUAUGGUAUUCUGUGAA
This is a messenger RNA of Solanum lycopersicum (tomato), 2946 nucleotides long. Its product is annotated as protein arginine N-methyltransferase 1.6. Gene Ontology annotation, biological process: peptidyl-arginine methylation. The record is from RefSeq and is a predicted model, not a curated record. NCBI's taxonomy places the organism in Eukaryota, Viridiplantae, Streptophyta, Magnoliopsida, Solanales, Solanaceae. Gene Ontology annotation, molecular function: protein-arginine N-methyltransferase activity.